AUGUGUCGCCUUCACAGGUCAUGUGAUUGCCAAACGGUCAGUGAUACUGGGUGGAGGCUCUAUACCAACCCUACAUUGCGACCAAAAGGAAAUGCAGACUGCAAGGAAUUAUACAACAGCGGAAAAUUAGACUCCGGUGUAUACACUAUUUACCCUUGGGAGAGGUUUGACCCUAAUUGCCGUCCUGUCCAGGUCUACUGUGAUAUGGAGACAGAGGGAGGAGGGUGGACGGCAAUACAAAGACGAGUUAAUGGAGAAGAAAGCUUUAAUCGUAGUUGGGCGGAGUACAAAUUUGGAUUUGGAUCACCUCAUGAGGACCACUGGAUUGGAAACGAUGUUAUACACCAGUUAACAAAGGACCGGAACUCGUCUCUUUACAUUACGAUAACGUCAAGCUACAACGGAAUGGUUUCCUUCAUCAUGUAUAAUCAGUUUUCAAUUGAUGGCGAAGAACAGAAAUAUACUCUGAGAGUUGCAGAUCCUGGUAACGGAAGUCUCGAUGAUGGCUUGCUAUCGGUUACAAAUUCACCGUCUUCAGGAAUGAAUUUUUCUACAAUUGAUAACGACAAUGAUGCUAUUGGUAGUCACUGUGCAGAGCUAUUUGCAGGAGCAUGGUGGUUCAAAUUCAGUCCUACUACAUUUCUUAAUGGUCCUUGGAGCCUACAUCACUGGACAAAUCCUUGGUUUCCACAAUAUAAGAAAGGAGAGGACGUAAAUGGAACUUCAAUGUUGAUAAGGCCACAUUUGUAACUGAAAAUCAGAGAAAAAUUAGGAAAGACGCCAAAUAUGAUAUUUUAUUUAUCCAUAAUAACAACAAUUAUAUCAAAUGAUAAUUAACACACCAAGAUAUUUGUGAGCCAAUACUCACUAGUGAUAGCCCCUCUCUGAUAUGAAUAUACAAAUAUCAAGGACAUACAUGUAACUUACCCGGAUAAUAUAAAGUUCUCCAACAUUACUGAAGAUCAGAGAUCGUUAUCAGGCAGUUCACACUGAAUUUGUUUUUUAAAAAAUAACCAUAUGGAAUGUCUCAACAAAACCUGUGUUAAAUUUUCAAGCAUCUGUGAUUGAAAAUACGUUGCUAGGAAACCUGUAACGAAAAUUUCUUCGACAAUUUGGGCUAAAAAUAAACAAAAUCGGGAUUUAAUAGGAAGUUCUCGUCUAAGAGGUACAAACAUAAUUUAACCAUACGGUACACCCACACUAAAAGUGUGUUAAAAUUCCAAGCAUAUGUGAUUAAUAACGUGCAAAGCGAGCAACGAGAACCAGUGCGCGGGAAAAAGAGCUAACGACUUAAACCUAAAGAUUCAGCAAGAAAACUAAUUGGCAGCAUCUCAUCAUGCCUUCUAGUUUACGCAUUACAACAAGAGAGAUGUCAAGUGAUAUAUCACAAUCCAAUCAUUCCUUUAAAAAGAAUACUUGCUGUUAACUUGUACCAGAGUUUUAUGAAAAUCCAUGCGUAAAAAGCCCAAUGAGCUUCUAACCAACUUAAAUGAUUAGUGAAGAAAAUGAAGAAAUCCAAUUUGUAUGUACAAACACUUUAUUGAAAUUUUAUAAGUUAAUUUGACAUUCAAAUGUAAAUAAUGUUUAAAGUGUUCUUUUUCUGUCAUUAUGAAUCAUAGCGCUAUGCUCAUCAACUUUCGGAACGUCUGAUUUGUUUACAUAAAGGACUGCUUUAAAUCAUUGUAAAAAUGCCUUUAACCGUAGGUUGGGUUUUGGUUUGUUUUUACGGCCAAAUUUUUUUUUUGUUAAAUUGUAUCAUCGAUUUAUUAAAUUCAAUGCGUAAAUAUACCUAAUGAGCUUCUUAUAAACUUAUAUAAAUUACUAAAUGAU
Magallana angulata is the source of this 1830-nucleotide messenger RNA. Its product is annotated as ficolin-2-like. The coding region runs from base 1 to 750 and encodes 249 amino acids. The record is from RefSeq and is a predicted model, not a curated record. Lineage: Eukaryota; Metazoa; Mollusca; Bivalvia; Ostreida; Ostreidae. The transcript has 6 exons.